Messenger RNA from Trypanosoma brucei brucei TREU927, 942 nucleotides. RefSeq lists its product as hypothetical. The coding region runs from base 1 to 942 and encodes 313 amino acids. NCBI's taxonomy places the organism in Eukaryota, Euglenozoa, Kinetoplastea, Trypanosomatida, Trypanosomatidae. The record is from RefSeq and is a predicted model, not a curated record. The transcript has a single exon.
AUGCAUUCACAUCUACAAAACACGUUUAGACGUACAGUGCAGCUAGCGGUCAAAUACCGAGCUGUCAGCAAAUGCCGUCGCAUACAUACAGGGCCCAUUCCUCAGUCCAUGUUGUGGCUCGCGGGCGCUCGGGAAAGGCAUAUAAAACGUGGAGCCGACACUUCUUCGCUUACUAAUGAUGUCUGCCACACGCCACAGGGGAGCGAAUGUGCUCGGCAGCAGCAGCAGCAGCGAGAACAACAUCACAAAAGGCUUCCGUGUGCGAAAGGAAGUGGCCCCCCAACAUUAGCAGAUGUCCCUCCUCUCGUAUUGGAUCCGCCCUUCACACCAGUUGGCGGAGAAACCGCAGUUAUGGAAAGACUUCAUCGAAUGCCAGUGAAUGGUACGGAUGCCGAACGAUAUGUUGUUUCAUAUAAUUGCAGGGAGUGCAGUUCCACGCUGUUUAGCAGCAAUGACUUCACAGUAGCCAGCACUCUCGGGUCACAUAAAGAUGGUUGGCCGUGCUUUACCGCGCCGGCAAGUGCAAAAGCGCUUCAGCUGCGUGGACUCCUACAGCGCAGUGCCGUGGGCCGUGGUAGGGGCGCGAUGGCAGCCGACUCCAACCGUGGGGAUCUCAGUUCUUCAAGGGAAUUUAUUUCGUCACCGCUUACGGCAACACUUGCAGCGCGAGGGCUUCCCAUUGAGGGGGAAAUGACCCGCACGACACGCAGCGGUCGGUGUGAACUGUUGAAGCCGAAGACAUGGCGAGAGACGUGUUUGAGGGAUGUGAACAAACGCAGCGAUCCGGCGCUUCUAGAGGGAUGUUGCUCCACUUGUGGGAACGCUGUCUGCCGUGUCGUGACAACUCGGGGCGGGGCAGUGAAGUAUGUCGUAAACCCAACUGCCGUUACGGCUGAGCUGAUUGGGGAAGAAGAGGAACCGCUCUCUCGGCAGCGAAACUAA